Molecule: messenger RNA, 1859 nt
Organism: Oryctolagus cuniculus (rabbit)
Lineage: Eukaryota; Metazoa; Chordata; Mammalia; Lagomorpha; Leporidae
Source: RefSeq, a predicted model, not a curated record
UGCUCCAGUGGAGACAUUCUAGAAGAGCACAGGGAGGAGCUGAGAUGGCCUUCUUCAACUUAUACCUAAUGGGAUAUCAAAAUGCCUUUCGGAACAAAAAGAGGGACACAACUGAAGAGACAAACCAGAAGGAGCCAGGGAUUCCUAGGCUCCCUCCCAUUGUCUCAGAAGAUGGGAAUUAUCCUGUGCACCACAACAGCCACACUAAGUACCACGAAGCUGUACGGAAGGUGUGGUUGAAGACAUUCCCCAAUCAGGUCUACAGAGUCCCUUUGACUGAUGCUCAGAACUUCAGUUUCUGGCGGUCCCACGAUCCGGGAGUGCGCCCAGAGGAAGCCAUGCCGUGGAUCCGGAGCCCCUGCCACUGUCUCAUUAAGAGCCCGAUGACCAGGUUUAUGGAUCACUGUAUUCUCAAUGACAGAACCUUUAGUCUAUACUGAAGACAUGACCGCAGAAGGACAAGGUAGACUGCGCAAGGAGUGGAGUGUCAAGUGGGGAGAGUGGGUGGGGUGUCCCAAUUCAGGUGGGGACUGGAUGGGAGGGGUUUGAGAAAUCAGAGUAAACAGAUGGGACCAAAAGUUGCCUGGAUGCCUGGGGGCAGUGGGAGGCAGGGUUAUUCCAAUACCCCAGACUGCAAGUGCGUGAGAGAUUCUGCAGAAGCCAGAUCUGGGGAGGAGAGGUUUGAGAGGGGCGAAGGCCCUGGAAAGACAACCACACAGAUCCCUUGGACAGGAGGGUUGCCACCUCCGCCAGACUCUACCACUGCUGACCCAACCCAGGGCCCAGAACAGCUGCAGAGAACAGGGAAUUUUACAAAGAAUUUGAUUUUAUUGAUAUUUAAAUAUAUUAAAUAUUUCACUGAAAUACAUGGUAUGCCACCCUCCCCCAACCUCCCACAGUGGUUACAUUGUAAAACCAAAGCCCACAGCCUCCCAUCCCCCGACUCAUCCUCCAGCAUCGGCAGCCUGGGGGGAAGGGCACAGCUGGCAUGGUGCUAUGGGGAGUAGGGGGGCUAGGAGGUGGACAGGCCCCAGCCACCUGGCAAGCAGCAGAGACAGGCCACCCAGGACUGAGGUCUUCCCACUCUGGUUUGCUGACACUCACAUGCCCACACCAUGACACCAAGCAUCCCCCUUCCUAGUCAGAGAUACGGCUUGCAGAAGGGAAGUGGGUUUCCCAUCUGGAUCAGCUGCCUUGGCUAAUGAAGCGCCUAAUGGCCCACUUGGUUAAUGCGUGAGAAACGCCCAAGGCAGGCAGUACCGAGCCAGAGACAGGCUUCUGCAGGGAGCUGGUAUCAGAAGAGUAUUGAGGGGAGGGUAAGAGCGCCCUCUGCUCCCCGAACCCUGCAACUCUAGGGUUUAUUCUCUUCUCUCUUUAGUCUCUUUGUGCAGAAUCCACGCUAUUGCCUCUGGCUUAACUAGGUAUAGGCAGAGAAGCCAAGGCACCAGCUAAUUCAGGCCAGAGUCAAGGCGAUUACAGGGAAAGGAGUGAGACAGGAUAGGAAGAGAAGCUGGAGUCCAACUUACUAACCCUCUUCCAUCCCUCACAGGCUUCAUGGGGCUGGGGAGGCAGGAGCAGGCUAGACCCAGGCAAAGGCCUAGUGUAAGAUUCCCCUGCCCCACCCCUUAGUACCAGUAGCUGGGUCCUCAGAGGGACCCCAGACUUACCCUCAUCUUAAAGCAUACCACAUCCCAGGACACAAGCUGGGGAACCCAAGAAGAUUCCUGCAAAGCCUGCCCAACAAACCCUAAACAGGCAAAGUGCCCAGGGCACUGAGGCUCAGGCAGGCACCUGUGUCCCUGCCCUAGGCAGGGAGACAGUCAUGCUGCACACGUGGCCCCCAAAUGGCACUUAGGGAU